This is a messenger RNA of Miniopterus natalensis, 547 nucleotides long. RefSeq names its product small nuclear ribonucleoprotein D2 polypeptide (gene SNRPD2). Lineage: Eukaryota; Metazoa; Chordata; Mammalia; Chiroptera; Miniopteridae. Gene Ontology annotation, molecular function: RNA binding. Gene Ontology annotation, biological process: RNA splicing. The record is from RefSeq and is a predicted model, not a curated record. Gene Ontology annotation, cellular component: small nuclear ribonucleoprotein complex.
AGCGGAAGUCUCGCCUUUCUCGCGCUUUCUCUUCGGAGGCGGACGCAUCGCGGAGGCGACGGGAGCUUUCUGAGAGCGCAGCCACCGCCAGCCACCAUGAGCCUCCUCAACAAACCCAAGAGUGAGAUGACCCCAGAGGAGCUGCAGAAGCGGGAGGAGGAGGAGUUUAACACGGGCCCACUAUCCGUGCUCACACAGUCAGUCAAGAACAACACCCAGGUGCUCAUCAACUGUCGAAACAACAAGAAACUCCUGGGCCGCGUGAAGGCUUUUGACAGGCACUGCAACAUGGUGCUGGAAAAUGUGAAGGAGAUGUGGACCGAGGUCCCCAAGAGCGGCAAGGGCAAGAAGAAGUCCAAGCCAGUCAACAAGGACCGCUACAUCUCCAAGAUGUUCCUGCGUGGGGAUUCAGUCAUUGUGGUCCUGCGGAACCCGCUCAUCGCUGGCAAGUAGGGGCUUCCUCCCUGCCGCCAAAACUCACUCCCUCAUCCUGCAAAGACCUGGCUGUCCACAUGAAAACAAUAAAAUCCUGUGUUUUUUCUAGUGG